Molecule: messenger RNA, 4829 nt
Organism: Eriocheir sinensis (Chinese mitten crab)
Lineage: Eukaryota; Metazoa; Arthropoda; Malacostraca; Decapoda; Varunidae
Product: protein O-linked-mannose beta-1,2-N-acetylglucosaminyltransferase 1-like
Exons: 18
Coding region: 1128-3422 (764 amino acids)
Biological process (GO): protein O-linked glycosylation via N-acetylgalactosamine
Cellular component (GO): Golgi membrane
Molecular function (GO): beta-1,3-galactosyl-O-glycosyl-glycoprotein beta-1,3-N-acetylglucosaminyltransferase activity
Source: RefSeq, a predicted model, not a curated record
UUUUUACUGCGCAAAGCAGAUGUCACUUAUUGUGACUUCGUGAGCUUUCAUAUUUAUCUAUUUAUGUAUAUUUCAUGGUGGCAAAACUUUCAUUACUAGUUUCAUUUUUACUAGUGACACGAAUUUGUGACUUUUUCACAAUAGAAUUUCACUCAAACAAGUGAAUCAGACACCACAGAAAUAUUACCAGUGUGUGUAUGAAUGAAUACAAAGAUAAGUACAUACUUUGAUUUAACUCUAGGAUGUCUCGUGGAUCAUUAAUAAAUAAAAACAAAAUAUCUGGAUAGGCUACUCUUUAGCCCGUUACCGGCUAUGGCUGCCAAAAGAGUCCCUCCGCCAAGUUUGUACCCCCCAUUUGGUGAUUGUUAGGUACGCCUAUUGAGAGUACAGAAAAAGGAAGAAUUGAGUUAGUGGAGAAGAUACAAUUGGUGGAAGAUUAAAGACAGUGGGAGCAUGGAGGAGGAGUGUACUUGGCAUAUCUCCCCCAGGCAAGAGUAUAGGAAGAAGAGGAUGUGGGUUGGUGGAGAAGGUGCAGUUGGUGGAAGAGGAAAGACUAGAUAGGAGUGUAUCUACCCGGCAACCCCCAACACACACACAGAGAUCCCCGCCUCGCCAGCGCAUCCGCCCGCCCGCAGCGCCGAUAGGAGUUUCUACAGCAUUUUCCUUUUCCUUAUCGGGCCGAGUUUCCUGGAGUGACGUGGACGACGCGGCUCUCCCACGUGGGAAGAAGCGGAGCAAGGCGAGUGAGAGUCAAUACCCGUUCAUUUCUGCGUUAAAUCUGGCGAAAGUGAAGCAGUGAAAGUGAAACAGCGAAUCGGGACCAAGAAAUAUGAAGAGAUUGUGUUUAUAGAUGAGCCAGGACGCAGACUUUAUAUACGUGUACCUACAUCGGUGAGUGGUAAAGUUAUUGAGGCACAGACUACAGUGAAUGCUGAAGAGGCUGCCGCUGGAAGGAAGACACCCACGCCUCGCCGUCUCAGGUCGUCACUCAUUCAUUGCUUCCCGUACUCCUCAGCACCAUUACUCAACAGCGACACACGGGGCUCACAAAACCGGCCUUGCUCUAAACAUGGGCUGGGACGAGGAAAUAAGUGCUUAGAGAAACCUCCACGUGUUAUUCCGUAAGGAUGCGAGGCGCCGGUGCUCCGUGGGCGUUGUUGGUGUGGGCGUGGAGUGCUCUCAUCACAGCCACACCCAUCACCGUUACACCCCUCCAGCCCCCCUUCCUACCCCCUCCUCGUCGUGAUGGCCCCGAGGCAAGCCAUACCCAUAGUCCCCACGCCCCUCGCCCACCCCUCCUAGGCGCCCAUGCCCCCCGCGGCCACGCCAGGAACCCUCUCGUGCGUGAUCACUUUCCUGUCAAGUGGAGGAAGAUCGCUGAGGAGCGCUCCCUCCACCCGGUCAACUUCACGGCUCUGGAGGUCACGCGAGAGCUUGAAGCAGAGACCUUCCUCGUGCAGGUGCUCAUCACCAAGGACUCCCUGCAGGUGCUUCGUGAUGACACAGUGGUAUACCACAAGGAUGGCUCCCCCACCGCCCUCAACUACCUCCCUCAUGCUGGUAUUCAUGUGGUCGUCUUACACCCGAGGCGAGGAGACGUGAUGCUUGCCCGCCAGUUUCUGACCCAUCAACCCUCAGAGCACAGGAACCUUGCCUCCUGCCUCGCCUCCCUCGCCCCCGGCAGAAUACUAGUGGUUGCAGCCGUGCCUGACGCAGUGGCAUUUCUUGGGCCAGAUGCCGUCACACAGCUUGAGGCAGUCGGGGCAUCCAGAAUCCGGAACCUGGCGGUACAUGAAGCCUGGGCGAUGGUCUCACACACUCCCACUCGUCUGCCUCCGGCAUCAGCAGGCAUCAGCGGAAGUAACAGUAGCAUGAACACCAACAACAAAGUCUCCCUGGGCCACACGUGGGGUGAGGCCGCAUCCAUCAUCAGGAGGCCGGGAAGGGAGACGAAUCCACUCAUCCUGAGGGCACACGUCCCCCAGACCUCAAGUGUGUGGUGCAAAUGGCACGAAGAUCCUGCCAUGGAGGAGCAGCGGCACUUCUGUGACACCUACGAAGGGUACCUGAGGCUGUGCACCUGCUGGGAUCCCAUCACCAAAGACCUCAGAUACAGUGCUCUACAGAUCGAGGUGAAGGAGGUCAUCCCUGUGGCCAUGCUGACAGCAGUGAAACCCUUCCACUUCUACAGACAGCUGCUCAACCUGCUGGAGACUCCUGGGGCUGCCCAGACACCCAUCCUGGUGAUGGUGGACGGCGCCCGUGAGGAGGUGAUGGGACUGGCACGGCUCUUUGGGCUGGACGUGUUGGUUCAUAGGCCUCAGGGUGCGGCAGGUUCCACCACCCUCCUCAACAUGCAUUUCAGGUUCUCUGUGCACAACGUCUUCAACUUCUUCCCUGAGGCAGACAAAGCCGUCAUCCUUGAGGACGACCUGCUUCUCUCCCCUGACUUCCUCUCGUUCUUCCAGCAGACAGCAUGGCUCCUGGAUGCUGAUCCAACCAUCUUUUGCGUGAAUGCCUUUUCAGUGAAUAGCUAUCCAACAGUGGCUGGGGACCCUCACAUUUUGCGGCGCUUGGAUAUGUUCCCUCAAUUUGGUUGGAUGGUGACCCGCCGCUGGGCGAGAGAACAGUAUGCUUACUGGAUCCCAGAGGAGCAUGGCGGGGACUGGGACUGGUGGCUGUCAUCCCAACACUCUCUGCAGGGGCGCCAUGCACUGGUGCCAGAGGUGGGGCGGACCUUUCAUGCAGGGGCGGCGGGGGCACAUGUGACAGGCUGGUUCCAGGAGCACUUCUUUUCUUACAUGAUAUUUAACCAAGACCCACAUGUCAAACUGCAAGGGUUAGAAGACCUCAUCCUGGACCGCUACAGGGCCAAGUUGAAGCGAGAAAUCCUGAAUGCAACGGACUUGGUGUUGAGAAAUGACUUCUGCAGUACAUCUGCUGGCCCUGUCAUCCCGCACGACUUGCCGGGUCCCUUCCGUGUCUUUGUGUGGUCCGAGAGCAAGGCCGACGAGUACGGCUCCUUUAUUGUGAUGCAGCAGUGCCUCAAUGCCUUCAUGGAUACCAGGGAGAUGUUUGAUGGUGUGGUGCGCUUCAACUUGGGUGGACGAGUGCUGUUCAUUGUGGGCUGCCCUGUCUCCCGCUACUGUGGGCUUUUCCAGCAAGGAACGACUCUACUCCGGCCCAGUCUCACCCUCAUGGAACGUGCUGAGGCUAAUGCCAUCCGCUGGCAGACCAGGAACUACCCUGCCUUUUUCCUGGUGAGGGGCCGCUCGCCAGCCAAUCCUCGCCAGGAAUUCCUUAUGGAAAACCUUUUUCUCAAUUACUUUAAUGGCACCUUGGUUAUGGCAAGGCCUGGUGAGGUAGACCAAAAAAAUAAAUUUAGCUUAUCUGCUGAUGGACUCGGCAGCUUUCACACAUAAAACUAUGAUAAAGUAUCUGUUCAGAAAUCACUUGUUAGUACUAUAUUGUUUGGGCAACCUGCAGCUUGCCCUGCUUAAAAGUGACACACACACACACACACACACACACACACACACACACACACACACACACACACACACACACACACACAAGGAAGGAAAGGCUGGAUAAUUGUAGAUAUGGAGAUGGGAUUAAUAGAGCUUAGCUCGGGCAUGGUAGACUACAAAUAGAUAAAUAGGUAAAUGCACACACACACACACACACACACACACACAUACACGCAGUUAUCACCCGCACUGCUUCGAACCCAUCUUAGUUCAAAAGGGCAGGCCUCUCACUCCCUGUUUCGAACCAGUCUCAGCUUGAGACUUGUCCCAACCACUGUUAUAAAUAUGAGGCCAAUCUCAAACUCAAAUCAGGCUCACCCUUCUCUUGACCCUCACAACACUAAGAACGAUCAGAUGACAAGAAGGUGAAUCAACCACAGCAGACCCAAGUGUUUUUUCGUGACUGUGUCAGACAUGGUGGCGUUCUUUUGCAUUUAUUUUUGUUUCAUAUUGUUAUUAGUUGUGUUUGAAUGAGUGUUGGGUGUAUGUGAGAUUUGUGUGUGAUUGAAAUUUAAUAUAUUUAUAUAAUUGUUCUGAUUUCUUUCUCUCAUUACUGAGAGGGAUGAACUAGAGGUGAAUGGAGGAAAACUGGAUGAGGUAGAACAUUUCUGUUAUUUGGGAAAUGUUCUGGACUGUGAGGCGGGAGUGGAGAGGACAAUGAGAGCGAGAGUGGCAGCAGUGUGGUUAAAGUGGAGGGAGGUGGCUAGUCUACUUGUGAAUUGUAGCAUCCCUCUAAAGAGCAGAGCAGGGGUGUACCAAGCGAGUAUUAGAUCAGUGAUGUUGUAUGGAGCAGAAACAUGGGCUCUAACUUGAAAAUUGAUGGAGAUAUUGAGAGCUAGUGAUUGCAGAAUGCUGAGGUAUAUGGCGGGGAUCAGGUGGGAAAACAGGCUGUCCAGUGCAGAUGUAGCUAACAGAUGUGGAGUAGAGGACCUGGAAACAGUGCUCAGAAGGGAAAGACUCUGAUGGUUUGGACAUAUAAAGAGAGCAGGGGAGGAUACAGUGCUGGGAAUUUUGGAGGGAUUGGAGGUAGAAGGAAGACCAGUUGGUAGACCUAGGAAAACGUGGAGAAGGUGUAUACAGGAAGAAUUGGCAUUGAUGGGAUUAGAUGAGCAGGGGCCUCACAUGGGGGGGGCAGGGAGGGGUAUAUGCCCGGGGGUGGCACUUUUAGGGGGUGCGGCAAUUCUAGCCUGGACCUGCCGCCCACAAGGCUGACAAAAUAAUAAUAAUAAAAAAAAAAGGUCAAAGAAGACCUGAAUAGUCUACCAUAAUCGACAAUUUUUGCAUUAAAAUCAACAAAAU